UCCGGGAGUCUGCAGCAAGGACUGCAAACCGCUUGGGGCCAGGGGCUGUGCCAUCGGGAAGAUGCUGCUGCGAACAGCUUGGAGGCGGGUGGCUGCGGCAGUACCCCCAGUUCCGGGCCCGGGGCCCGAGGCGCCCACUCGGGGUCUGCGCCUGCGCGUUUUAGACCAUGCUCCCCAGUCUGCUGUUCCUUCAGAUACAGCCUCUGCUCCGGAGGUGGAGUCAGUGCUGCGACCUCUGUAUAUGGAUGUGCAAGCUACAACUCCUCUGGACCCUCGGGUGCUUGAUGCCAUGCUCCCUUACCUUGUCAACUACUAUGGGAACCCACACUCCCGGACACAUGCUUAUGGCUGGGAGAGUGAGGCAGCCAUGGAGCGUGCUCGCCAGCAAGUAGCAUCUCUCAUUGGGGCAGAUCCUCGUGAGAUCAUUUUCACUAGUGGUGCUACUGAAUCCAAUAAUAUAGCAAUUAAGGGGGUGGCCAGGUUUUAUAGGUCACGGAAAAAGCACUUGAUCACCACACAGACAGAACACAAAUGCGUCCUGGACUCUUGCCGCUCACUGGAAGCUGAGGGCUUUCAGGUCACCUACCUCCCAGUGAAGAAGAGUGGGAUCAUUGACCUGAAGGACCUAGAAGCUGCCAUCCAGCCUGACACCAGCCUGGUCUCAGUCAUGGCUGUGAACAAUGAGAUUGGAGUGAAGCAGCCCAUUGUAGAAAUAGGGCGGAUUUGCAGUUCCAGAAAGGUCUAUUUCCAUACUGAUGCAGCCCAGGCUGUUGGAAAAAUCCCUCUUGAUGUCAACGACAUGAAAAUUGAUCUCAUGAGCAUCAGUGGCCACAAAAUCUAUGGUCCCAAAGGGGUUGGUGCCAUCUACAUUCGCCGCCGGCCCCGUGUGCGUGUAGAGGCCCUGCAGAGUGGAGGGGGGCAGGAGCGGGGUAUGCGGUCUGGGACGGUGCCCACACCCUUGGUGGUGGGGCUGGGGGCUGCGUGUGAAGUGGCGCAGCAAGAGAUGGAGUAUGACCACAAGCGAAUUUCCAAGCUAGCAGAGCGGCUGACACAGAAGAUAAUGAAGAGCCUUCCAGAUGUGGUGAUGAAUGGAGACCCUGAGCACCAUUACCCAGGCUGUAUCAACCUCUCCUUCGCCUAUGUGGAAGGGGAGAGUCUGCUGAUGGCACUCAAGGAUGUUGCCUUAUCUUCGGGGAGUGCCUGCACCUCUGCAUCCCUGGAGCCCUCGUACGUCCUUCGAGCAAUCGGCACUGAUGAGGAUUUAGCUCACUCUUCUAUCAGGUUUGGCAUUGGCCGUUUCACUACAGAGGAGGAAGUGGACUACACAGCUGAAAAGUGCAUUCACCACGUGAAGCGUCUUCGAGAGAUGAGCCCUCUCUGGGAGAUGGUGCAGGAUGGCAUUGACCUUAAGAGCAUCAAGUGGACCCAACACUAGAAGAGAGGGCUUCUGACUAUGUGCUGGCCUGGCUGCUCCUGCCUCAUCAACCCAUGCACAGCCCAGCACCUUGUUACACCAGUGGGUGUUUCAUGUUCAAACCAGAAUUGAUAUAACCCAGUUGACUUCAGCAUCAGCUCAUCUCCAAGACAGAAACACAGGAAUACUAUCUUUCUGGAGUCUCAGUUUCUUUGGUGGGGAACACUCCCAUUUCUCAGGAGUCUUUCUCUGCUCUGAUGUGAGUGUAUGUCUCACCCUGAAACAGGAGGGACAUCUGUUACACUAUCGCUGCUGGACAUGUCCGUAUCCUUGGUGGGGAGAGCCAGAACUGAAAGAAGGCCUUUGUUCAGGGACCCCAGUGCUAUGCAUGGACACUUGAGUUGUUGCGUACAGCUACUAACAAGACUGAUUCCUUCAGGAACAAGUGUAAUCAACUAGAUUUAAUCUUUUCUGUGGCUCCAAAGGACACCUCUUCAUAUUGAUUGUAGACUGAACAGAUCUUACAAAGUGUGUCUUUCUGUCCUUGUGUCCUUUUCUUUUGACCUAGUGGAGUGACAACUGUCUGUAUAAUUCUACCUAUUAUUCUAAAAAUUUGUUUCUUUUUAAAAGUUUGUUAAUUUGCAGAUUGAAGAAAUAAAAUCACAUUCCUCUAUUCACUCUGUGACUUUAUGAGAAGCCCAGGGAAAAUUUCAAUAUGUGUUGGGAACUGUGGAGCAGACCAUUACUACAUUUGAUUUCCAUAGCUCUUCUUUCAGCAAUUAUUUGAGUGCCUGUCAGGAGCCUGAUAUUGUUCUGGACACUGGAGAACAGGACCAAAAAGGACCUUGCCCUCAUGUGGAAAGACAGAAAAUAAGGAGUAAACAAAUAAGGAUAUUAUAGGUUGUGAUGAGUGCUUUGACAGAAUUGGAGUGGUAAAAGGGAAUAAUGGGGAGAAACUGCUAUGCUGGCGAUACUAUGAGAGUUUUUCUGAGGAGGUGUUAGUUAAGCAAAAAUGUGGUUUCCAGUCAUGGAUAGAGCUAGGAAUGAGUGAAGGAUGAGAAACAGCAGCAAAAGCAAAGGGCCUGAGGUAUGAAAAAGCACAGCAUAUUUGAGAAACCAGUAGAAGGCCAGUGCAGCCAGUGUCGAGUUUUCCAUUUGUGGAUCUGAAACCACAGGUGGGUAGUUACCAGAAUACAUACAAGUGAGAGUGAAAUUAGACUACAUCACACAUAUAUUAAAUAUUUUAGUUAUAUAUUUGCAUGCAUGUACCAAGUUGGAAAUGUAUUUCUCAUGUGAGUGGUGGUCAAAAGUUUGAAAGCCACUAAGCUAAAGUAUGGUGAAUGCAGAUAGAUAGGAGAAAGAGAUGAAAU
Molecule: messenger RNA, 2784 nt
Organism: Phyllostomus discolor (pale spear-nosed bat)
Lineage: Eukaryota; Metazoa; Chordata; Mammalia; Chiroptera; Phyllostomidae
Gene: NFS1
Product: NFS1 cysteine desulfurase
Exons: 13
Coding region: 62-1435 (457 amino acids)
Biological process (GO): [2Fe-2S] cluster assembly
Cellular component (GO): mitochondrion; cytosol; nucleus
Molecular function (GO): pyridoxal phosphate binding; cysteine desulfurase activity
Source: RefSeq, a predicted model, not a curated record